AUGGCACCCCAACCACUCCCCGAAGAACUGCUUGGACGGAUAUGCAUUUACCUCUGUCCCCACCGCCAAAACCCCAACGACUUGCCCAACCCCGAUGAGCCAUGUGUCCGCGCAAGUAAGGCCACACUAGCCCGCCUCUGCCGCGUCUCAAAACGCAUGCUCGCCAUCGCCCAGCCCAUCCUCUACCACUACUACGCAACCGGCAACAUCAUAGGCCCCCUCAACCCCAUGGUCUCCGACUACCCCACCGCCGACGACAAGCUCCCCUCCUUCCUCCGCACCAUAAUCCACCAGCCCAUCCUGGCGAUCCACAUCCGCACCCUCCAGCUCCAAUCCAAGAGCACCAGCAAAACCACGACAUUAAACCCCCACCUUCGCAAUGGGUCAUCGACGCCACCCUCCCGCGCCCAAAAGACCCGCAUCGCCAUCCACCCCUGGCUCCGCGAACUCGCCAUCAUCCUCACCCCCCGCACCUCUCAUCUGAUGUUAGGCCACAGCCCCCUACUACCGCGCACCUAUAUUGAGCCCUCUUCCCGACUCCUGCCAGCUUGCACGUCCCUCUCGUUCCGCAGCGGUGUGAAGGGGUAUAACCUGGCCAUGAUGCCGCCGCUGCUCAGGAUGGCGCCGAACUUGACAUCGCUGCAGGCGACUGACAUCCUGGGGUGGCACAGCGAGGGGUUGGUGGAUAAUGCGCCUCUGUCAUUGCAAAAGGUGCGGAGGCUGGUGGCGGAGGAGCUGAGAAUGAACGAGUUUAGCGUCAUGGUGAGGUGUGAUGUUAGUUCACACUACGAGUACUUGAUGCCGAAGAGUCAGCAUCAGACUAUACAAUCGCUGCAGGAGUUUUACCAGCUGGAAGAGUUGGUGAUGGACCAGUGGGCGUUUCUUUACCAUGACAAUGGCUCGAGAGGUACGAAGGGGCUCGUGACGCUACUACCGGCGUCGAUUCAGAUCGUGCAUUUAAGGUACGUUUAUAACAGCAUGCGAGGCGAACUACAGCAGCUCGCGCUCGCGCGACUGGAGCAGAUGCGGUCCAUGGAGGCAGAAUUUGCAAAGGUGGGCGUGCAGGUGGAAUGGGGCGUGGAUUGGGGCGUGGAUUGGGGCUACCCGUAUCCCGACAUGGCAAUGCCGCGACACACAGUGUUCCUAGUGUCGGCCCCUGUUGCCAGUCCUUCUACCGAAUCCUCCUCCUCCAUCAAGACGGGAAACCCAAAUACCCGACGUGCUGGCGCAGAGUGGUACCGAGGUUACGUGAGAGAAUUUCAUCUUUUCCGUUCCAACCAUCUACCCGGCUGA
Pseudogymnoascus destructans is the source of this 1293-nucleotide messenger RNA. RefSeq lists its product as uncharacterized. NCBI's taxonomy places the organism in Eukaryota, Fungi, Ascomycota, Leotiomycetes, Thelebolales, Thelebolaceae. The transcript has 4 exons. Bases 1 to 1293 code for a protein of 430 amino acids. The record is from RefSeq and is a predicted model, not a curated record.